Messenger RNA from Ilex paraguariensis (yerba mate), 789 nucleotides. NCBI's taxonomy places the organism in Eukaryota, Viridiplantae, Streptophyta, Magnoliopsida, Aquifoliales, Aquifoliaceae. The record is from the annotation of a GenBank genome assembly.
AUGAACUACCCUGGGAAGCCAUCGGUUUUCGUUUCUUCUCCACUUCCAAGGAUUCCGUACUUGGAUUUCCCAAAAUGCCCUCACCGACGCUACUACCACCGUACAAUCUCGAAUUCCCUCCGUCGCCACCACCGUCGCCGCCUUCUUUCCAAGAAGCCCAACCCCAUCAACCCCUCCUCUCCUCUGCCGUCCAAUCAAAAUCUCCAGUAUGUGAUAAACCUUGAAAAUAUACCAAACAAAACAUCUUUAUAUAUCGAAAAGUUCAUCAGCUUGUCAAACGAAACCUACAAAGACUUGCAAACCCUAAUCACUGUUGAUGCUGAUCACAGGGUUAUGAUCUCCUGCCGCAGGUCCACGGUUAGAUUCUUAGGCAGUUUGAUAAUUUGCGGGUUUUUAAUAGUCUUUGCAUUUAGGGUUCUGAUAGAAUUAGGGCUUGGGUUGAAGAAUCGAUUCGGAUACGGGCAUAGCGGGAAUGUUAUUAGGAGGAGAGAUAGGAGUUUAGGCGGAAAAGAAGUGGUGGUUGGGAUUAAGCAAAACAAGAAAAAUGAAUUUAAGGUUUUGAAAAAUCCUUUAUCUUCUACUAGGGGUAAUGUUGGUGAAAUUUCUGAAACAAUGCCGAAGAAUUGGGGUAGGAACUGGGGUAGGAGAAUGGAGGAAAAGUUGCCAAAAUGGUGGCCAGGUUCGGUUCCAGGUCCAGGUCUAGAUGGGAUGGUGGACAAGGAGGAGUAUCAGAGAAUGGCUAACCAAUUAAUUCGAGGUCAGUUUAAGGUUAUUUUUGUUAUUAAUUAA